Molecule: messenger RNA, 2471 nt
Organism: Corvus hawaiiensis (hawaiian crow)
Lineage: Eukaryota; Metazoa; Chordata; Aves; Passeriformes; Corvidae
Product: trinucleotide repeat-containing gene 6B protein-like
Exons: 3
Coding region: 1-1035 (344 amino acids)
Source: RefSeq, a predicted model, not a curated record
AUGAGAAAAUCCUGGGAGAAUCCUGGGAAAAUCCUGGGAGAAUUGUGGGAAAAUCGUGGGAAAAUCAUGGGAGAAUCCUGGGAAAAUCUCGGGGAAAUCCUGGGAAAAUUGUGGGAAAAUCUCAGGAAAAUUGUGGGAAAAUCGGGAGAAAAUCCUGGGGAAAACCUUGGGAGAAUCUCGGGGAAAUCCUGGGAAAAUCUCUGGAAAACCUCGGGAGAAUCUUGGGAAAAUCGUGGGAAAACCUUGGGAAAAUCAUGGGGAAAUCUCGGGACAAUUGCGGGAAAAUCUCGGGGGAAUGGUGGGAAAAUCUCGGGGAAAUCCUGGGAAAAUCUCUGGAAAACCUCGGGAGAAUCUUGGGAAAAUCGUGGAAAAUCUUGGGAGAAUCCUGGGGAAAUCUCAGGAAAAUCCUGGGGAAAUCGUGGGAAAAUCUGGGAAAACCUCAGGAGAAUCUCGGGAAAAUCUUGGGAGUAUUGUGGGGAAAUCCUGGGAAAACCUCGGGAAAACCUCCGGAAAAUUGUGGGAAAACCUUGGGAAAAUAGUGGGAAAAUCUCGGGGAAAUCCUGGGAAAAUCGUGGGAAAACCUCGGGAGAAUCUCGGGAAAAUCGUGGGAAAAUUGUGGGAAAAAUCAUGGAAAAAUCGUGGGGAAAUCUCAGGAAAAUCUCGGGGGAAUCGUGGGAAAAUCCUGGGAAAACCUCGGGGAAAUUGCGGGAAAAUCUUGGGAAAAUUGGGGGGAAAUCUCGGGAAAAUCUCAGGAGAAUCAUGGGAAAAUCACGGGAAAAUCUCGGGGGAAUUGUGGGAGAAUCUCCGGAAAACUGGGGGGAAAAUCGUGGGAAAAUCGUGAGAAAAUCCUGGGAAAAUCUCGGGAAAAUCUCUGGAAAACCUCAGGAGAAUCUCGGGAAAAUCGCAGGAAAACCUCGGGAAAAUCUUGGGAGAAUCCUGGGAAAAUCUCGGGAGAAUCCUGGGAAAAUCUCGGGAAAAUUGUGGGAAAAUCCUGGAAAACCUCAGGAAAAUUGUGGGAAAACCUUGGGAAAAUAGUGGGAAAAUCUCGGGACAAUUGCGGGAAAAUCUCAGGAAAGUCAUGGGAGAAUUGUGGGAAAACCUCGGGAGAAUCUCGGGAAAAUCGUGGGAAAAUUGUGGGAAAAAUCAUGGAAAAAUCGUGGGGAAAUCUCAGGAAAAUCUCGGGAGAAUCGUGGGAAAAUCGUGGGAAAACCUCGGGAGAAUCUCGGGAAAAUUGCGGGAAAAUCUCGGGGCAAUCGUGGGAAAAUCGUGGGAAAAUCUCAAGAAAAUCUCAGGAAAAUCGUGGGAAAAUCGGGAGAAAAUCCUGGGAAAACCUUGGGAGAAUCUCGGGAAAAUCCUGGGAAAACCUCAGGAAAAUUGUGGGAAAAUCUCCAGAAAAUUGGGGGGAAAUUGGGGGAAAAUCUCGGGAGAAUCUCGGGAAAAUUGUGGGAACGCCUCAGGAAAAUCUCGGGGAAAUUGUGGGAAAAUCCUGGGAAAACCUCGGGAAAAUCUUGGGAAAACCUCAGGGAAAUCGUGGGAAAACCUCCAGAAAAUUGUGGGGAAAAUCGGGGGGAAAACCUCGGGAAAAUCUCGGGAAAAUCGGGGAAAAAUUUCGGGAGAAUCGUGGGAAAACCUUGGGAAAAUCGCGGGAGAAUCUCGGGAGAAUUGUGGGAAAAUCUCCGGAAAAUCCUGGGAAAAGCUCGGGAAAAUUGUGGGAAAACCUUGGGAAAAUCCUGGAAAAACCUCCGGGAAAGCCGUGGGGAAACGGAGCUUCCGUAGGAAUUCCUUUGAGGGAUCUCCCCUUGGCUUUUAGGAAUUCCCUGCAAUGGGAUUUUCCCGCCGGAGCUGCGAUCCUGGAGCGAGGCCGAUCCCGAAAUUCCAGAGAUUCUUCGGGAAUCCCGGAUUCCCCAGGGAGGAGCUGCCUUUUCCCCAAAUUCCUCUUUUCCUUAAGGAAUCCCCGUCCAGGGAAUCAGGAACUGUUUGGGAUUGGGAAUCCCCGUCCAGGGAAUCAGGAAUGUUUGGGAUUGGGACAGCGAUCCCACACUUCCCCCUCCUCCUUUUCCCGUUUUCCCUUGGAAUUUCCCCCCCAUUCCCUCCUUCCCCUCCCCCAUUCCUUCACGUGCUGGGAAUUUGGGACGAGGCGUUAUCCCAAAUCAACUCGAUCCUUGGGGAUUUUUUGGGGUUUUUUUUGGGAAGGGGGCGGAGCCAGAGUUUUCCUUGGAAAACUGCGGCGUCUCCAGGAGAAGCUUUGGUCGCCCCGCCCCUUCCCGGUGAUUCCUGAUGAUCCCGGUGAUUCCCGGUGAUCCCAGUGAUUCCCGGUGAUUCCCGGUGAUCCCGGUGGCUUUGGAGCCGCAUCCCACAUUUCCCCUUCUGGAAAAGCUCCCGGGGUUUUCCAGCCAUGGCCGGGAUUUCCUGGGCGCUUUUGGCACUGCUGAUUCCAGGUGAAAAGAUCCCUAAAAGGCUUUUUCCCGGUU